Messenger RNA from Limanda limanda (common dab), 1209 nucleotides. RefSeq names its product solute carrier family 25 member 45. The transcript has 7 exons. Gene Ontology annotation, molecular function: transmembrane transporter activity. Gene Ontology annotation, biological process: transmembrane transport. Lineage: Eukaryota; Metazoa; Chordata; Actinopteri; Pleuronectiformes; Pleuronectidae. The record is from RefSeq and is a predicted model, not a curated record. The coding region runs from base 118 to 969 and encodes 283 amino acids. Gene Ontology annotation, cellular component: mitochondrion.
AUCAAGGGUAGGCUACGUGGGUCCUGUACAAUUCUACAGCCACCAUGUUUACCUUGAUGAGGACGUGGUUCAAACACUAAGGUGACUUAUACAACAGGUUGUGAAGCUGUGACAGUCAUGCCUUUUGCGGAGUUCAUAGCUGGGAGCAUUUCAGGUGCACUGGGACUGGCACUUGGACAUCCAUUAGACACUGUGAAGGUGCGUCUGCAGGCCCAGUCCAUGUAUAAAGGGAUACUUCACUGUGUGGCUAAAACGUACAGUCAUGAAGGGCUCCAUGGUUUCUUCAAGGGCAUGGCAUUUCCUGUGCUGACAACCGGCAUCAUCAACUCCAUUGUUUUUGGCUCUUACUCUAACGCCUUAGAUUACCUUACUCAGUCUCAGCGCUGUGACCGUAGCAAACCGGCCUCGACUGCACACGUCUUCACUGCUGGCUGCUUCUCAGGUCUGAUGCAGGUGUUUGUUUGUGCACCUGUCGACCUGGUGAAGGUGCGUCUGCAGGGUCAAACAUCUGCUCACCGAUACCGUGGACCCAUUCACUGUGUUUCCGUCAUCCUGAGGGAGGAAGGACCCAGAGGUCUGUUCAGAGGAGGGCUGGCUCUCGCCCUGAGGGAUGUACCCUGCUACGGACUCUACUUUAUGCCCUAUGAGGUCACUCGAUUGGCUCUGACAGGGAGCGGCAAAGAAUCAGAUACCUUUGCAAUAUUGAUGGCCGGUGGCACGGCAGGAGUGGUGACCUGGAUCUUUGCCACGCCCAUGGACGUGGUGAAAGCCCGACUCCAGAUGUCAGGGGCAGGCGGACGGGUAUACAGCGGAGUCCUGCACUGCCUGAGAGUGAGCGUGAGAGAGGAGGGAGCCAGGGUCCUUUUCAAAGGCCUACUACUGAACAGCCUGAGGGCCUUUCCCGUCAACGCCGUCACCUUCCUAAGCUACGAGAGUCUGAUGAAGAUGUUCUGUCCGCCAGCGAGAUGACGUGAUGUCUUACAGUGACAAACUGUUUGUCCUGCAAACUGAAAACCUUCUGUCCAGUCUCACUCUGGUGUCUGGAACACAGUGGACAAUGUUUAGGUGCUAGCUGUAAAAAUUAAACUAAACUGUUGUUAGACCUCUUUGUCCUCUUUAAUAAUAUCAUAUGUGGAGGAGGCUCCUCAGGUGGUGGGGGGAUUUGACAUUGUUAAGAUUCAACUAAAUUAAAGUGACAACUGAAACAUC